AUGUUUUCUAAAGAAGUCGAGACAUGUGACCGCAGAAGUAUCGGCCCUUGGAUCGAGCGUCAAAUUCGUGAUCCGGAAGGAUAUAGUUACCGAUGCCGCAUGAAGCUUGACCAAAACAUCUUCCCGUUCGACGACUUCAAAGCCAAUUCUUCCACUGGAGCCCCAGUCUUUGUACCCGGAAGACGCUGUAACAUCUUUGUCACACCACUAUCUGCAGCAACAUAUCUAGGAAACGUGAGGGCUGUCAAGUAUUUUUUACAAUUUCCUGAUCCCCACGAAAAUAAUGGGCUUAUCAGCCCUCUGUCACUAGCUUGUCUUCAAGGACACUCCCAUAUUAUUCAACUUCUUGCUGAGAGGAACGAAUCCGGCAAUACCUUGAAUACUGCGCAUAUGGCUGCGAGAACAGGCCAGAGCCAUUUUAUAUACCACCUUUAUCACAAGUUUUAUUUACAAGGCGCCUGUGAUGUAGAUUCGAUCCCGCCUGCCAUUCAUGCACUCUACCUAGACGACGAUGAAAAAAUCAAAGACGUUUUCUCAACGUUUAUAGGUCUGGACAGGGAUGCUUUAGAUACUCUGGGGAUAUGGAGCCUCAAAAGAUACAGUCUGAUACUGCUCUAA
Molecule: messenger RNA, 618 nt
Organism: Fusarium oxysporum Fo47
Lineage: Eukaryota; Fungi; Ascomycota; Sordariomycetes; Hypocreales; Nectriaceae
Exons: 2
Coding region: 1-618 (205 amino acids)
Molecular function (GO): protein binding
Source: RefSeq, a predicted model, not a curated record